Molecule: messenger RNA, 2249 nt
Organism: Salvia miltiorrhiza (redroot sage)
Lineage: Eukaryota; Viridiplantae; Streptophyta; Magnoliopsida; Lamiales; Lamiaceae
Product: protein CPR-5-like
Biological process (GO): defense response; trichome morphogenesis; leaf senescence
Source: RefSeq, a predicted model, not a curated record
UUUAACGUCUCAAAAUUCAAAUACGGAUAAAACAUGGGCCACAAAUAACGGUAUGAAGAAGUCUAGGGCCUGAAACGAAAAUUUCGCACUUUACAAAUAUUGCAAAAUGAUUCAAACUUGUCAAAUGUAUAUUUAUUAGACCGAAUUUCAAAUCAGAAACCCCCCAAUAGUUUCCAAUGGAUGCCCCUCUCCACCGCCACGCCACAUCACCGGACAGCUGUGCCGCCGAAGAUCCGGCGGUCAUGAUGUCAACCAGCCACACAAUCGACGCCCCGCAACCAACAUCGAGAAGAAAGAUUAAUAAGAAGAAGAAACAGACAGUAGUUUCGGACAAUGCAUCAUUAGAGUCUUCGAGUAAUUGUAGCUCUGCGGCCUCGUAUUCGAAAAAGGGCAUCAAGAUUUCUAGAAAUCCUAAAAGAAUUCGCGUCGGGCCGCUGACAGCGGGCCCGAGAAAUGUCGGGCUGAGUGAUGUUGACGCCCUCGGCCUUCCUCUCGGAAUGUCGAUUGCCGCUGUAGUCGCUCAGGUUUUGGAGAAGAAAAAUGCAGCUGGCAAAAAGAUUUCGGUGGAUUAUCUGUCUGCGAUUUGUGGUCUGGCCGUGAGGGAAUCUAUAGGAAACGUUUUUGGGGAUAAAUUUAAUAAUUUGGUGACGAACUUUGAGACAUCAUUUCGGAGUACAUUGACGACUUUGCAGUUAAUCAGUUGUUCAUCUCAAAAUGAUGGUGAAAAACUCCAAGGAGCAAGAUUUGUAGGGUGUUCUUGCUCAGUGACAAGCAAUAUGACGUGUGGUGACACAUAUAAGGAUUCUGCUUGUCCUCCUGAGGCUACGGAGAAAGAAUCAUGUGUGCAUGCAAAUAUCACCAAACGACAGCAAGGAUCUGGAUAUCAGGAUAGUACUUCUGAAUCUAGCAACCUCUCGUCUCAUUUUAGAAUAGGAGAUAUGGCAUGCCUUUCCAGUAAUGGAGAUGGCCCGGUGGCAUAUCCCCACAGAACUAGCGCUGAUGGGCAAUGCCAUACUCUCUCAGAAAUGGAGGAGAAGAUGAAUAUGACAAGUCAACAGCUUAUUCUGCAUGAUAAACGAACUGAGCAGCAGUUAGCUUGUGCUUCUCCAAACCAAUUUUCUAUGCUAAGCACGAUCGAAAAAUCAGUCAUGGAGCAGACUCGCUCUAAUGAGCUAAAGACAUUUGAAAUUGGUCUUACCAUGAAAAAGUUGCAGCUUAAAGAAAGACAAUUAGAGCUGAAUUCUAAUGCCAAUAUUCUCGAGAGAUGGAAAUUAUCAAUGGGUAUCUCAAAGGCUUCUUUCAAAGCUGAAAAGUUCAAAACUGAGAUACAAGACACGAGACAAGUGGAGCUACUCAAGAAGUGCUUAGAUUUUCUAGUAGGUGGUCUAAUCAUCAUGUUGUUUGCACUUGGAUAUGGAACAUACGUCUACUCACACCAAAGAAUUGUUGAAGCUACUGAAGCUUGCUCUCCCUACAUGGAAUCUAAAUCUUGGUGGAUGCCAAAUGCAGUGUCAAGUUUCAACUCAGGCCUGCAGCUAUUGAGAUGUCAAAUUCAAGUAUUCAGUCGCAUGUUGUUUGGUGUGAUAAUGAUUGCGGCAAUUGCCUUCUUACUCAUUCAGAGAUCAUCGUCUUCUCAUCAGACAAUGCCUGUGACUGUCAUACUGUUGCUCUUAGGGGUGGGAUGUGGUUAUGCUGGGAAGUUCUGCAUUGACACGUUAGGGGGCAGCGGAAAUCAUUGGUUAGUCUAUUGGGAAGCCCUAUGCUUGCUGCAUUUCUUCUCCAACAUCUUCCAUUCUACUUUGUAUACUGUUCUCAAUGGACCUAUCCUAGUUGCUGAAAGGGUCGACCACAAUUAUGUGUUUCCGUACUGGAUGAGAAAGUCGCUGUUCUAUGCUACGCUGCUAUUUCUCCCGUUGUUGUGUGGUUUCAUGCCCUUUGCGAGCCCUUUGGAGUGGUUUAAGCAUUUUUCGUCGCAGGGGACAGAUCUCUUACAUUUUGAAGAUGAUUCAUACUUUGCUCCAAGAGUAGCAUAAAGCCUUUUGUUGUAGAUUUGCCCUACUAUCUUCAUCUCACUACCAUCAUUGUAUCAUAUAGUUUGUGAUUAUUUAAGUAACUCAGGGAGUGUAGAUUUGGUAUUUAAUUGUAUACAAGAUUUCCACCUGCGUUGUGGAAUUUUCUUGGCUUCCUGUGUUCCUCUUGUACGUACUGUUUCAUCCCUUGUGCUAAUUUUAUUUAGUCUAAUUUCAUUA